Monoraphidium neglectum is the source of this 1125-nucleotide messenger RNA. RefSeq lists its product as hypothetical. The record is from RefSeq and is a predicted model, not a curated record. The transcript has 9 exons. Lineage: Eukaryota; Viridiplantae; Chlorophyta; Chlorophyceae; Sphaeropleales; Selenastraceae. Bases 1 to 1125 code for a protein of 374 amino acids.
AUGCAGCUAAACGCCCACCCACGAUGCGCGGCCGGAGCCGUGCGGUGCAGCGCGACGGGCGCCAAUGGGCGUGCUGUGGUGGCCAGGGGGGCAGCGGCGCAGCGGCGCCGCAACAUCGUGGCGCGCGCCGCGGAGGUUGAGGAAGACACUGAAAUCGAUCCUUACACCGGCCUGGUGAUUGCCAAGCGCUCCGCUCUGAACCCUGUCGCCGGCUUCACGCUCACCGCCGGCGGCCACGAGUGGGCGUACCGCCGCAGCGAGGUGUCUGAGGGCGCCGCGGAGCAGGGGACGCCUGACGUACUGCUGCUGCACGGCCUGGGGUCCAGCGGGUACAGCUACCGCAACACCCUGGCGCUCCUGGGGGGAGCCGGGGUGUCUGCAGUCGCGCCCGACUGGAUCGGCCACGGCGACAGCGCCAAGCCCGCCCCGGCCCGGUUCAAGUACUCUGAGUCGGCCUACAUCGAGGCACUGGGGGCGUUUGUGGCGGCCCUGGACAUAAAGAAGCCGCUGGCCCUGGUGGUGCAGGGCUCGGUCCUCAGCCACUACGCGCUGCUGUGGGCCCUGGACAACCCGGCCCUCAUCGACCGCCUCAUAAUCCUCAACACGCCCCUCGCCACGUCGUGCAAGCUGCGGCCAGAGCUGGCGGCCUACAAGAACCCCAUCCCCUUCCUGCGGCCAAAGCCCGACGCGGUCUUUGAUGGCACCCUCUUCAACAUGUCUGGCAGCCCCUACGCCAUGCUGGAGGCGGAUGCCCUGGCCUACGGGCGGCCCUACAAGGAGAGCCCCGCAGCCAGCGCCGCGGUGUGGGCCACCAUGGACGCCAUGCCGGCCUGGGGGGACCUCAUUGGGAAGAUCGACGAGGGCUACCGCCGCUGGAAGCAGCCCAGCCUGCUGCUGUUCGGCGCCAACGACCCCUUUGUCGACACGCGCAGCGCGUUUGCGUUCCUGGAGACCAAGCGCACCAACAUGCGGACCACCACCGUCGCCGCCAAGCUGGGCCACAUGCCGCAGGAGGACUUUGCUGAUGCCAUCCACCCGCCCCUCCUGGGCUUCCUCAAGGGGGAGGACCCCAAGGAGGCAAAACUGGCCAUGCGCAUGACUAAGUACGGCCUGGAGGGGGCAUGA